GACACAUAUUGGGCACACCAGCAUUUUUUCAGGAAUAGAUGGGUUCUAAAGUUAAAAUAUCCAAACUUUGGAUUCAAAAAAGAAAAAGAAGGGCAUGGCCACAAAUUGCAUGAGAAUGAGGUUGCUAUUUUUAAAGGUGAGAAGGGUGAUGUAGUGGGGGCCCAAUCAGAGGCAGCAUACACAGUUGGAGGGCAUUCUUUCAGUGCCGCUGUUAUUGAAUACGUAAUUUUGAAGAUGAAACCACCAGUCCAUAGACCACAAAUCGCUCUGCUUUUGGCACUGCACAAGCUAAAGGUGUCUGAUGAGCAAAAAGAUCUUGCUGUCAAUUCCUUUGAACCGCUUGUAGUUUGCGCUCUAAGCUGUGGAAUGUACUCGUCACCUGCGAUAAGGAUUUAUACAGCUAAGAAUGUGAAGGACGAGCUCCAGGAAGCUCAGCAUGAUUUUAUUCGAGCUUCAGUAGGGGUUAGCAGCAAAGGGAAGCUUUUGGUACCAAAAAUGAUACACAGCUUUGCCAAAGGAUUUGUAGAUGAUGAAAAGUUGGCUGUAUGGAUAUCACAUUACCUUCCAUCCCAACAAGCUGCCUUUGUUGAAAAAUGCAUGUCGAAGAGGCGGCAAAGCAUCCUCAGUUCCCGCAAUUGUGGCAUUGUUCCCUUUGAUUCUCGAUUCCGAUACCUGUUUCUGCCUGAAAAAAGUUUACCUUGUUAA
Molecule: messenger RNA, 705 nt
Organism: Ilex paraguariensis (yerba mate)
Lineage: Eukaryota; Viridiplantae; Streptophyta; Magnoliopsida; Aquifoliales; Aquifoliaceae
Source: the annotation of a GenBank genome assembly